Molecule: messenger RNA, 927 nt
Organism: Chelmon rostratus (copperband butterflyfish)
Lineage: Eukaryota; Metazoa; Chordata; Actinopteri; Chaetodontiformes; Chaetodontidae
Product: olfactory receptor 11A1-like
Exons: 1
Coding region: 1-927 (308 amino acids)
Biological process (GO): G protein-coupled receptor signaling pathway
Cellular component (GO): membrane
Molecular function (GO): olfactory receptor activity; G protein-coupled receptor activity
Source: RefSeq, a predicted model, not a curated record
AUGGAUGAUGAGUCAAAUGUUACAUAUAUAACUCUGAGCGGGCAUGUGGAAGUGGACAAAUACAGACACCUUUAUUUUCUGAUCAUGUUCUCAGUGUAUAUUCUGAUAAUCUGCUGUAAUUGUACUGUUGCGUGCCUCAUCUGGAAACACAAAAACCUCCAUGAGCCGAUGUACAUUUUCAUCGCAGCUCUGUUAAUCAACUCUGUUCUUUACAGCACUGCGAUCUACCCGAAGCUGCUGAUUGAUUUCUUAUCUGAGAAGCAGAUCAUAUCUUAUUCAGCCUGUCUCUUUCAGUUUUUUUUAUUUUACACCUUAGGUAGUUCAGAGUUCUUACUGUUGGCAGCCAUGUCUUAUGACAGGUAUGUGUCCAUCUGUAAACCUCUGCAAUAUCCAACUGUCAUGAAGAAAACAACAGUUUGCAUCUUCUUGGUUUUAGCUUGGAUCGUACCUGCUUGUCAUAUUGCAGUCCCAGCAAUACUGAGUGCUGAAACUACGCUGUGUAACUUCACUCUAAAAGCAAUAUUCUGUAAUAAUUCAGUUUACAGGCUUCACUGUGUAAGAUCGACAGUAAUUACUGUAUACGGUGUAGUUGCUUUAUUAGAUCUCGCGGUUGUCCCUCUGCUCUUCAUAAUCUUCACUUACACAAAGAUCGCUGUAAUAUCUUAUCGGAGCUGUAGAGAAGUGAGGAGAAAAGCUGUAAAGACCUGCUUACCUCACCUGCUGGUUCUGAUCAGUUUCUCCUGUUUGACUGCGUAUGAUGUCAGCAUAGCUCGGGUGGAAUCUAACUUCCCAAAAAAUGCACGUUUAAUAAUGACUUUACAGAUAGUUUUGUAUCAUCCUUUGUUUAAUCCACUUAUAUAUGGACUGAAAAUGAAAGAGAUUUCUAAACACCUCAAAAGGUUGUUCUGUCAAACCAAAAUCAUUUGA